UGCCAUGUCUACUUCCCGCAUCGUUUUCCGUCGUCGCCCCUAGGAAAAAGAUUAAAAAAACAGACGUCUCCCGCCUUCUCCUCUCCCCCUCUUGCCGGCGCCCGGCGACCAAUCGAGACCGGCCGAUGGCAGCGACGGCGGCGCGGCCCCGCCUCCUCGCCCGCUUCGUCCACUUCUCUGCGGCGCUGUCCAGGACGGCGCCGCGGUCCUUGCGAGGUCUCCGCGCGCUGUGCUCGCUCUCCACGACGCUGCGGUCCGGCGCCGGCGAGGACGAGAUUGAGCGCAUCCGCCGCGAGUUCGAGGACGCCAAGCGCAACUACCUCAACAUCCCCGUCGCCAUAAAGGACAUGCCCAAGAUGAACCCGCAAGGCAUUUACGUGAACAAGAACGUCAAGCUGGAUGACCUGCAAGUCUACGGCUUCGACUAUGACUACACGCUGUCGCACUACUCCGAACACCUGCAGUGCUUGAUCUAUGAUCUUGCCAAGAAGCACUUAGUUAAUGAGUUGAAGUAUCCAGAGAGUUGCUUGCAGUACGAGUACGAUGGCACCUUCCCCAUCAGGGGCCUUUACUAUGACAAACUAAAAGGGUGCCUUCUGAAGCUUGAUUUUUUCGGCUCUAUUGAAUCAGAUGGUUGCUUCUUUGGGCGGCGAAAGCUGAGUUUGAGUGAGAUAAAAGAGCUCUACGGCACACGGCAUAUUGGCAGAGAUCAAGCUCGUCAACUUGUUGGGCUGAUGGAUGUCUUCUGUUUUAGUGAGGCAUGUCUCAUUGCUGAUAUUGUUCAGCACUUUGUAGAUGCCAAGCUGGAGUUUGAUGCCUCUUAUGUAUAUGAGGAUGUAAACAAAUCGAUUCAGCAUGUCCACAGAAGUGGUUUAAUUCACAGGAAAAUCCUUUCUGAGCCUCAUAAAUUUCUGAUAAAAAAAAGCCAGGUGUUCCGUUUCUUAAAGAUGCUAAGAGAGAAGGGAAAAAAGCUAUUUCUUCUGACAAAUUCACCUUUCUACUUUGUAGAUGGAGGGAUGCGUUAUUUGCUAGAGGACCAGCAUUUUGAUGGGAAUUCCUGGAAGGAGCUCUUUGAUGUUGUGAUUGCGCAGGCAAAUAAACCAACUUUCUAUAACUCAGAUCACCCGUUCAGGAUAUAUGACACUCAAAAGGAUACCUUAGCUUUUACCGCAGUUGACAAGUUUCUGCCAGAUCAAGUAUACUACCACGGCUGUUUGAAAUCAUUUCUACAGAUCACAAAGUGGAGAGGUUCAGAGGUGAUAUACUUUGGUGAUCAUCUUUUUAGUGACUUGAGAGGACCUUCAAAAGCUGGUUGGCGAACAGCUGCUGUAAUUCGCGAACUUGAGGAUGAAAUAGAAAUCCAGAACAGCGACAACUACCGCGUCCAACAGGCAAAAUUGAGUAUAAUACAUGAUCUACUUGGGAAAGUCCAUGCAACUGUGGUUAGCACUGAGAAAGGCCAAGUUUACAGAGCAUUACUUGAUGAGUUGAAUGCAGAAAGGCGACAAUGUCGAUCUGGGAUGCGAGAUCUGUUCAAUAUGUCUUUCGGUGCAACAUUCCUUACAGACACUGGAAGGGAAUCAUCAUUUGCCUAUCACAUUCAUCAAUACGCAGAUAUUUACACCAGCAAGCUCGAGAACUUCUUAUCAUAUGCCCCUGAAUCAUGGCUUCAUCCACCUCAUGACAUAAAGAUCAUGCCACACAAUGCGAAGGUCCCAGCAAGCUUGUUCAGUGCCUCGUAGUUUUAUUCUAUCCAUUUCUGGUGGAGAAACAUGUGGUAGUACCAUCAUGGUUUCUGUGUGCGACCACGAAAGCGGGGGCUGUGGACUGACUGCUGCAUUCGCUUUGGUUAUGAUCAAAGCACCAUAGGAUGCAUGAAUCCUACAGACAAGGCAGCAAGUCAAUAGUCAUUCUUCUGACUCGCGGCAGAAAUUGUGGCCACGUUAGUAGGUGACUCUUGUUGCUUUAUUAAGAAGCUUUUAUCUAGAAGCUGCUUUCAUUUGUUUGAACUAUAUGGGUAUUCUAAAGAGUAAAGAUACCUAGAAAACGUAACGAUCUUAGAUGGUCGUCAAUAAAAGUGUUGGCCACUACCCAUCUCAUUUCUCCAUUUUGUUCCCAUUCUGGAAGAUGUGUAACAAGCAGCGACCAAUAGUUACAAUAGUUUUCAUUGAUUGGUUGAGUU
Phragmites australis (common reed) is the source of this 2182-nucleotide messenger RNA. RefSeq lists its product as uncharacterized. Bases 126 to 1742 code for a protein of 538 amino acids. The record is from RefSeq and is a predicted model, not a curated record. The transcript is spliced from 13 exons. Gene Ontology annotation, molecular function: 5'-nucleotidase activity. Lineage: Eukaryota; Viridiplantae; Streptophyta; Magnoliopsida; Poales; Poaceae.